AUGGAAAUUCCGAGACCCGGUGAGGGGGAUGUUGACAUCGGAACUGGCACCUUUCAGGCCUGCUGGGCUCUCACAUCCAUUGUGGGUGUGACCUUGGUGUUCCGUUAUGCAAUCAAAGUCUGGGUUCGAUGUGCCUUGCCUCAGGUCACCGCGCCGGGGCGAGUAUGGGGCAUUGAAGACUUCUUCUUCUUUGUUGCAUAUGGGCUCGAUGUCAGUCAUAUGACUUUCAUUCAAAAGAGCGCAAAUUGGGGACUCGGGAGACACUUCUUCUAUUUGACUGCCGAUGAGCGUUUCCAUGCUAUGAAAUGGGAUUUCCUCUCACAGCCACUGGCCGUCGCAUCCGCGAUGGUUUCUCGCUCUGGGAUGAUGUGGUUUCUUUUGACUUGCUUUGCUGCAAGCGAUAAGAAGAUUCGCAUCUCAAUUAUCGUCUGCGCUAUUGUUCAGCUCGUAGUCAAUAUGAUCACCAUUGUUCAGAUUAUUGUCCAGUGUGGACCCAACCCAUACCACACCGCGAAUCGAGUUCAAUAUUUUCACUAUAUGUGGACACCACUCCCCGAAGACGGUUCCGUCAUAUGCCAGUCACCAACAGUGCAAGCCACCGUUGGCUUUGUUCAAGGAGGCUUUAACACUAUCAUCGACUUCUUCCUUGCUGUGCUCGCCGCAGUUGAACUAUGGCAAUUCUUUUUAAGAACCCUGCACCGUAACCCAAACCUAUCGUUUUGGUCUCAAUUUUGCAAGAUCAGUGGUACUGUUCGAUCCCGUCGAAUAUGGCAAACUAUCACACUGAGUGGGCCACUCAUUCUAUCCGGCUGCGCGUCUAUCGUGAAAACUUAUAAACUCAAAUCUCUCGGUAACCGACUAGAUUUCACAUACAACAUAGUCUCUUUUGUUCUCUGGGUAAAAAUCGAGAACUAUAGUAUCUUGUUAGCCUCUUGUGCCCCAGUAGCACGUCUUUUCCUUCGCGCCUUUGUAGACCACAGACGUGAAGGUCGCUCUCCUGCCUACUGGUCCCGCUCCCGCUCAUCAAAUAACAACGAUCACGAACAAGAGGUGGAACUCAAGCGCCGCAAAGCAAAUGCUAAAGAUCAAUGGCUUGAUUCCGCCACAGCGACCAAUACACAGGCUUGUGACGAGGAGAAUCCUGCGAUCCGGUGGGAUGGCCAUGGACAUGAGCGUUCUGAGAGUCGGGUUUCCAAGGCUGAGAUGCCCGAACAUCUUGAUGAUCGCUGUGUUACUGUCAAGACAGACAUCACAGUUCAAGUUGAUGAUGGAAGAUCGACUUCGUCGGGUGGGGCGAGGCUGCUGCCAGAUGGAAGUGAGGGCCUUGAGCGAUACCAUUGA
This is a messenger RNA of Penicillium soppii, 1341 nucleotides long. RefSeq lists its product as uncharacterized. The transcript is spliced from 8 exons. The coding region runs from base 1 to 1341 and encodes 446 amino acids. NCBI's taxonomy places the organism in Eukaryota, Fungi, Ascomycota, Eurotiomycetes, Eurotiales, Aspergillaceae. The record is from RefSeq and is a predicted model, not a curated record.